Molecule: messenger RNA, 796 nt
Organism: Spinacia oleracea (spinach)
Lineage: Eukaryota; Viridiplantae; Streptophyta; Magnoliopsida; Caryophyllales; Amaranthaceae
Product: early nodulin-like protein 19
Exons: 2
Coding region: 177-713 (178 amino acids)
Cellular component (GO): plasma membrane
Molecular function (GO): electron transfer activity
Source: RefSeq, a predicted model, not a curated record
UUGAGAAAACCAGCUAAUAUAGACAGUCUUGAAUAACAGUGAAAGCCAAACAUCCUUGAUCCUUAUCUACUUCCUCAAUUAUUCACAAGUCAUAAUCCCCAACCAUAUUAACAUCCAGUUGGAAGUGGGGGUAAUAUAAUUAACUCACUUAGUAAUAAUCAUCCAACGGCAAUAUAAUGUUGUCCAACUUAUCACAUUCCCUUAUCUACUUCCUCCUUGUCGUAGUCGGUGCCGCCUUUUUAGUAUCUCCGGCCACCGCCACCGACCACAUUGUUGGCGCCAAUAAGGGGUGGAACCCAGGAAUGAACUACACUGAUUGGGCUAACAACCAAACCUUCUUUGUUGGUGAUUUCAUAUCCUUUAGGUACAAGAAGUUCGAGUACAAUGUGUUUGAAGUAAACAAGACAGGGUAUGAAAAUUGUACUAUAGAAGGAGCAACAGGAAACUGGAGCAAAGGAAAGGACUUUAUCCCACUGGAAAAGCCAGGAAAACACUACUUCAUUUGUGGCACUGGUGGUUGUAAUAGUGGAAUGAAGGUUUCCAUUGUUGUUCACUCGCUUCCUCCGCCACCUUCCGCCUCUAUUACCGCCACCAAACACUCCUCUGAAUCUUCUAAACAUGUAUCAGAUGCUGCAGAAGUGGCUUCAGGGCGGUUGUUGCUGUUGGUUUUAAGGGGAUUGGUAGUAGGUUUAGUGUCUUCAAUUUGGAUGUGAUAACCUGUUAUAAUUAACCAACUGUUAAGGUUUGAAUGUGGUUUUGUUGAUCAAUUUUAGUCAUGAAGAAAAUUUUUGAGGAA